AUGGAAUUCGCCUAUUUCCUUUUCGUGCCCGUUGUCGUUCUUUUCCUCAAGCAUUUCCUCUUCGGGGCCCGACAGCUUCCACCGGGCCCUAAUCAAUUCCAUGUUAUGAGUUAUCUUUCCCAAUUAAUAUACAAACCGCACAUCGCGCUCCAAACCCUAGCCAAGGCUUACGGCCCGUUGAUGUCGUUUCAGCUCGGCGACCAGCUGAUGGUCGUUGCGUCUUCGCCCGAGACCGCAAAGGAAUUUUGCCGGACCCACGAUAGAAUAUUCUCCGGAAGGCAUUUGCCUUCCGUUUAUCACAUUCUUCCGGGGACAAUCGAUUCUUCUAUCGUAUUGUCGCCCGAGUGUGGUAAAGCGUGGAAACUUCUACGUACGAUCGGUCAAAGUUGCGUGUUUUCGUCUCGGGCUAUGGAAACGAACACAUGGAUUAGAAAGGCUAAAGUGAUGGACACGGUGAAUCAUUUACGGACGAAGCAAUUAGGUCAAGUCGUAAAUCUUGAAGAUUUGAUGUUUGCUACACUAGCAAAUAUUAUCUCGAGUGCUUUAACCGCAAAAAACUUGUUCCAUAUCGAAGGAGAAGGGAAAGAAGAUUACAAGGAGAUGAUGUCGUUGGUGAACGAGGUUAUCGAAAAGACCACGACUUUCGGUUUGGUCGAUUUCUUGCCGAUUUUGAAAGGGGUAGACUUUUGGAGCAACGGAAAGGCAAUGGAUAUGUACCGGAAAAUCAAACUUACUUGGGGUGGCAUUAUUCAAGAAAGAAGAGCAUCGACGAAAAAUGAUCAAAACCCUAGUUCAAAAACGUCGCAAGAUUUCUUGGAUAUCGUCUUAUCGGACGGUACAUUUUCUGAAGAUCAAAUUGCCAUUUCAUUGAUGGAAUUAUUGAUUGGUGCUACCGAUUCGACGACUAUAACAACCGUGUGGUUGAUCGUAGAGUUGAUUAAAAAUCCAGAAAUGUUGUCCAAAGUCCGCGAAGAAAUUGCGCAAGCAGUCGAAGGCGAUGAACUAAACGAAUCACUAUUAUCUAAUAAUUGCAAUUAUUUCCAGGCGUGUAUUAAAGAAACGUUACGACUUCACGUGCCGGCCCCACUCUUGGUGCCUCAUCGCGCGAUUGAGACAUGCAAAGUGAAUAACUACACAAUCCCGAAAAAUAGUAUGGUGUUGGUGAAUUCAUGGGGAAUCGCACGGGACCCGAAGUAUUGGGAGGACGCUACGAUUUUCAAACCCGAGAGGUUCUUGGAUUCGAACAUCGGUUAUAGAGGAACGCAUUUCGAAUACUUGCCAUUCGGGACGGGAUUGAGAAUGUGCCCCGGUUCGGCCGUUGCUUUCAAGAAUAUUCAAAUGCUCGUCGGGUCUUUGUUGCAUUACUUCGAUUGGAGCUUGCCUAAUGGCGACGACCCGAUUUCGAUUGACAUGAGCGAGACGUAUUUAACGACUCUUAAGAAGGAAAAGCCAUUGCUUUUGGUUCCAAAGUUGAGGGAGUGA
Messenger RNA from Erythranthe guttata (spotted monkey flower), 1482 nucleotides. RefSeq names its product littorine mutase/monooxygenase. The record is from RefSeq and is a predicted model, not a curated record. NCBI's taxonomy places the organism in Eukaryota, Viridiplantae, Streptophyta, Magnoliopsida, Lamiales, Phrymaceae. Gene Ontology annotation, molecular function: iron ion binding; monooxygenase activity; oxidoreductase activity, acting on paired donors, with incorporation or reduction of molecular oxygen.